GAUCCUGGGCAGAAUGGAGGAACGCACAGAGCCAGGCUCAGCACCAGGGCUGGGGGAACAGAGGGCACUAAUUGACAACCCUGCCGACAUCCUGGUCAUUGCGGCUUAUUUCCUGCUGGUCAUUGGUGUCGGCUUGUGGUCCAUGUGCAGAACCAACAGAGGCACCGUUGGCGGCUACUUCCUGGCGGGACGAAGCAUGGCGUGGUGGCCGGUCGGGGCCUCUCUCUUUGCCAGCAACAUCGGCAGUGGCCACUUCGUGGGCCUGGCAGGGACGGGAGCGGCAAGCGGCCUGGCUGUGGCUGGAUUUGAGUGGAAUGCGCUGUUUGUGGUGCUGCUACUUGGCUGGCUCUUCGUGCCCGUGUACCUGACCGCGGGCGUCAUUACGAUGCCACAGUACCUGCGCAAGCGCUUUGGCGGCCGUCGAAUCCGCCUCUACUUGUCUGUGCUCUCGCUUUUUCUGUACAUCUUCACCAAGAUUUCGGUGGACAUGUUCUCCGGGGCAGUAUUCAUUCAACAGGCUCUGGGCUGGAACAUCUAUGCCUCCGUCAUCGCGCUUCUGGGCAUCACCAUGAUCUACACUGUGACAGGAGGGCUGGCAGCGCUGAUGUACACGGAUACGGUGCAGACCUUCGUCAUUCUCGCGGGGGCCUUCGUCCUCAUGGGUUACGCCUUCCACGAGGUGGGCGGGUAUUCGGGGCUUUUCGACAAAUACCUGGGGGCAAUGACGUCCCUGACGGUGUCCGAGGAUCCGGCGGUGGGCAACAUCUCCAGCUCCUGCUAUCGACCCCGGCCCGACUCCUACCAUCUGCUCCGGGACCCUGUGACGGGGGACCUGCCGUGGCCUGCGCUGCUUCUGGGGCUUACCAUUGUCUCAAGCUGGUACUGGUGCAGCGACCAGGUCAUAGUGCAGCGCUGUCUGGCUGGGAAAAAUCUGACCCACAUCAAGGCGGGCUGCAUCCUGUGCGGCUACUUGAAGCUGAUGCCCAUGUUCCUCAUGGUCAUGCCGGGCAUGAUCAGCCGCAUUCUUUACCCGGACGAGGUGGCGUGCGUGGUGCCAGAGGUGUGUAAGCGCGUGUGUGGCACCGAGGUGGGGUGCUCCAACAUCGCCUACCCGCGGCUCGUCGUGAAGCUCAUGCCCAACGGUCUGCGCGGACUCAUGCUGGCGGUCAUGCUGGCCGCGCUCAUGUCCUCGCUGGCCUCGAUCUUUAACAGCAGCAGCACGCUUUUCACCAUGGACAUCUACACGCGCCUGCGGCCCCGCGCGGGCGACCGCGAGUUGCUGCUAGUAGGACGGCUCUGGGUGGUGUUCAUCGUGGCCGUGUCGGUGGCCUGGCUUCCCGUGGUGCAGGCGGCGCAGGGCGGGCAGCUCUUUGAUUACAUCCAGUCGGUCUCCAGCUACCUGGCGCCGCCGGUGUCGGCCGUCUUCGUGCUGGCGCUCUUCGUGCCCCGCGUCAAUGAGAAGGGCGCCUUCUGGGGGCUGAUCGGGGGUCUGCUGAUGGGCCUGGCGCGGCUGGUUCCCGAGUUCUCCUUCGGCUCGCGCAGCUGCGUGCGCCCCUCGCCGUGCCCCGCGCUCCUCUGCCGCGUGCACUACCUCUACUUCGCCAUCGUGCUCUUCGUCUGCUCCGGCCUCCUCACCCUCGUGGUCUCGCUGUGCACACCGCCCCUCCCGCGCAAGCACCUCCACCGCCUGGUUUUCAGUCUCCGGUACAGCAAGGAGGAGCGCGAGGACCUGGAUGCUGAGGAGCUAGAAGGUCCAACCUCAGCCCCUGUACAGAACGGGUGCCCUGAGCAUGCGGUGGAGAUGGAGGAGCCCCCGUCCCCAGCACCAGGCCUGUUCCGCCAGUGCCUGCUCUGGUUCUGUGGAAUGAGCAGGGGUCGGGCAGGCAGUCCCCCACGCCCUACCCAGGAGGAGAUGGCUGCCACAGCCAGGCGACUGGAGGACAUCAGUGAGGACCCAAGCUGGGCCCGAGUCGUCAACCUCAAUGCCCUGCUCAUGAUGGCCGUGGCCACGUUCCUCUGGGGCUUUUAUGCCUGAGGUCAACUGUGUCGGGCGCCAUGAGCCACAGCUUUGCAGCAAGCAGGGGUGGGGAGCCUGCAGUGGUGAGAAGGGCCUGCGGCAGGAGAGUGUGGGUGAAGGCCCUGGUACCCCUUCUCUCCACCUUGUCUCUGCCUGAGGCCCAGUCCAUCUGAUUGGUAGUCACUUCCUUGGCCAACUGGCCACAUUGGUGCCCCUAAGCAAAAAUAAAGCUGCCUUUCCCAG
Molecule: messenger RNA, 2260 nt
Organism: Lipotes vexillifer (Yangtze River dolphin)
Lineage: Eukaryota; Metazoa; Chordata; Mammalia; Artiodactyla; Lipotidae
Gene: SLC5A2
Product: solute carrier family 5 member 2
Exons: 14
Coding region: 14-2035 (673 amino acids)
Biological process (GO): sodium ion transport; transmembrane transport
Cellular component (GO): plasma membrane
Molecular function (GO): D-glucose:sodium symporter activity
Source: RefSeq, a predicted model, not a curated record